AUAUGUACUUUCCAACGAACCCCCAGCACAACACACUCUCCCCCGAAACACAGUGACCGCGACUGCGAACGAGCGAGCGAGGCGAGAGAGAGAGAGAGAGAGUGAGGGAGAUGGAACCGGAAGCGGAGGAUCCGACCGCCAAUGAGAUCGACGGCGCUGAUGGCGGUGAGGACGCCAAGAGCGGCGACGAGGCGGCGGCGGCGGGGAACGACGGGAGCGGGAGCAGCGGUGGGAAAGCGGGGAGGGACAGAGUGAAGGGGCCUUGGUCACCCGAAGAGGACGCGAUCCUGAGCGACCUCGUCAGCAAGUUCGGGCCGAGGAAUUGGAGCUUGAUCGCCCGCGGGAUCGCCGGGCGAUCCGGCAAGUCUUGCCGCCUCCGGUGGUGCAAUCAGCUCGACCCCGCCGUGAAGCGCAAGCCCUUCACUGACGAAGAGGAUCGGAUCAUAAUUGCAGCCCAUGCGGUUCAUGGAAACAAGUGGGCAUCAAUAGCAAGACUUCUCCCGGGGAGAACAGACAACGCCAUCAAGAACCAUUGGAAUUCCACCCUUAGGCGCCGGAGUACGGAACUUGAAAAGAUUAAGGUGGAAUGUACUAACACAGUUGACGAUGCUAGCUUGGACAGAGUAAAAGCAUCAUCUGAAGAAACACUUUCAUGUGGAGAAGCCAAUUCACCGAAGUCCCCGGAGGGAAAAGAUGUCAGUUCUCUGGAAAACACAAGCAACCAAUAUGAAGAAAAGUCAAUACAAAAGGAUCAGUUCAAUCCAAAGGAUCAGCCUACUCUGUACCGACCUGUUGCACGUGUAAGUGCAUUCAAUGUGUACAAUCGCUCGGAAGGUCCACAACCUGCAUUGCCAUCCAUAGGCUCAGUUCCUGCUUCGGAACACUUCGGUCAAGCUUUGAAACAGGAUCAUGGUUUCUCUAGGUUGCUUGAUGACGUUUAUGGUGAAAGAUUGGUGCCUCACAAUUGUGGUUAUGGUUGUUGCGAUGGUGACAAUGCUAGUGGUGGUCAGAAUUCCUUACUGGGCCCAGAAUUUGUGGAUUACUUGGAGCCCCAGUCUUUUCCAAAUUAUGAAUUGGCAUCAAUAGCUGCAGAUAUAAGCAAUCUCGCAUGGCUUCGUAGUGGACUGGACAAUAACAGUGUAAGGACGAAAGACGAUAGAGCUGGGCGUUAGAUUCUUCUGAUUCCUAGGUCAGAUCUCUCAGGCAUCUGAAGGCCAGACAAGGCUUCAUUAUAAGAGUAGAGAAAGAAGGAACUAUUUUGUUAUCGAACAGGGAAACCGCGCGUCAAGGAAGAUGACUGUGAAUUCACAGUCAACCUUGGGCAAGUGGGUUUUCUGCUAGGACCGGCUAGAUUCAGGUAAAAAGUGAACAUUGAAAGAGGAAUACAAAAAUGGUUCUUGCAAUAUUUAUACCGGAAAUUCAAGAAGCCCUUAUUUUAUUUCAAUGUGUUGUAGGACCUAUUGUAGAUGCUUUAUGGUACUGUUGGAUCUCCUUUUGUCGAUACAGGAUAAGCUCUUGCAUGUUUAUUCUCAGAGGCCUUAAAAAAUGAGGCAAGCACACAAAGUUUCGAACUGCAGUAACUGAUGCACGAGUACCUAGUGAAAUGUUUUGUUUAUGCUGUAUCUCACAGUUUGAUCUCGAUUCAUCCGUUGCUUUUG
Molecule: messenger RNA, 1658 nt
Organism: Rhodamnia argentea
Lineage: Eukaryota; Viridiplantae; Streptophyta; Magnoliopsida; Myrtales; Myrtaceae
Product: transcription factor MYB1
Exons: 2
Coding region: 111-1172 (353 amino acids)
Biological process (GO): regulation of DNA-templated transcription
Cellular component (GO): nucleus
Molecular function (GO): DNA-binding transcription factor activity, RNA polymerase II-specific; RNA polymerase II cis-regulatory region sequence-specific DNA binding
Source: RefSeq, a predicted model, not a curated record